UUUUUUAGGCUGCAUGAAUUAACAAUUUUCAUAAAACAAGACCAAGAAUAUCAGAAAACCCUGGAAUCUCCUAGAAGGUUUUCGACUUUUCGGUAACCCCAAUUUUGGGGUUUUAAUAAACGACAGACUCAAAAAUUCGAAAUUUAAAAGUUGUUUCUCCUUUGCCGAUCAUUUUUCCUUUGACAGAAUCUGUUUUAUACUCUCUGUCUUGUGCGCGUGAGAGGGGAUAGAGAUAGAGAGAAAUGGCAAGUGAGUUUGAGGAAUCAGCGACAACAACAAAAGCUUCUCUUGGAAGCCCAACUUGGUCGGGUAAUAGUUCUAACGAGGUCGGUGAUUUUGAAUGUAAUAUUUGUUUUGAUUUGGCUCAAGACCCAGUGGUUACACUGUGUGGUCAUCUAUUUUGUUGGCCAUGCCUCUACAAGUGGCUCCAUCAUCAUUCACAUUCUCAAGAGUGCCCUGUAUGUAAGGCCCUCGUUCAGGAGGAGAAGGUUGUUCCCCUUUAUGGGAGAGGGAAAGCACAAACUGAUCCCAGGACUAAGUCAUAUCCUGGAUUGGAGAUUCCUCACAGGCCCAUGGGUCAGAGGCCCCAAACGGAUCAUCUCGAGCCCAAUUCAUUUGGGAAUUUUGGGUUUGGAUUGACAGGGGAAUUCAUACCCAUGGCUGCUACAACCUUUGAGUUUGGUGGCUUUAGACUUUCCACUGCUAACAUUGAAUUCCAUCCGUUUCAUGGUGCAACUGUGUAUGGAAAUGGAACCACCUCUGGUUAUCCCUUCGGGUUUGAUUCAUUGACCGGUCGAGAACAACAUAUUGAUCGGGACUAUGUUUUGAAGAAUCUGCUAUUGUUGAUUGGUGUGCUUGUUCUUUUCACAGUCAUUUUUGGGUGGUAAAACCAUUUGGAUGUUAAGCUGAGGAGUUUUUUUUUUUUUUUUUUUAGAAUAAGACAUUGUGUGUGUAUAUUUGUUAGCUGAUUCAAAGAGAGAAUGUUAUACCUUAUACUUUAUUAUAAGAAUACGUGUUAGCUACUUCCUUGUGUAUAGCUGUGUAUAUGUAUGUCACCUAAGAUCCUCUGUGUUUUGUGGGGUUCCAUUAGGCACUAUAUUGCUUGUGUGUCUCUUGUAUGUUUUAGAAGUAAUUUUAGCUGCUUUAUUUGUUAUUGAUUUAUUUAAAGCCAAGUUAAACUGCUACUUGUUUUGAACAUUUGACCCGU
This is a messenger RNA of Gastrolobium bilobum, 1207 nucleotides long. RefSeq lists its product as uncharacterized. Lineage: Eukaryota; Viridiplantae; Streptophyta; Magnoliopsida; Fabales; Fabaceae. Gene Ontology annotation, molecular function: ubiquitin-like protein conjugating enzyme binding; ubiquitin protein ligase activity. Gene Ontology annotation, biological process: ubiquitin-dependent protein catabolic process. Gene Ontology annotation, cellular component: endoplasmic reticulum. The record is from RefSeq and is a predicted model, not a curated record.